Molecule: messenger RNA, 1282 nt
Organism: Tupaia belangeri chinensis (Chinese tree shrew)
Lineage: Eukaryota; Metazoa; Chordata; Mammalia; Scandentia; Tupaiidae
Gene: SOST
Product: sclerostin
Exons: 2
Coding region: 43-684 (213 amino acids)
Biological process (GO): negative regulation of Wnt signaling pathway; negative regulation of BMP signaling pathway; ossification
Molecular function (GO): BMP binding
Source: RefSeq, a predicted model, not a curated record
CCUGGGCUACUGGGUGCUGGGUGCCCUCCCCUGGCUGGCACCAUGCAGCUCUCUCUAGCCCUGUGCCUUGUCUGCCUGUUGGUGCACACAGCCUUCCAUGUGGUGGAGGGCCAGAGCUGGCAGGCCUUCAAGAACGACGCCACAGAAAUCAUCCCUGAGCUUGGAGAGUACCCUGAGCCCCCUCCAGAGCUGGAGAACAACAAGACCAUGAACCGGGCUGAGAAUGGAGGAAGGCCUCCCCACCACCCCUUCGAGACGAAAGACAUGUCGGAGUACAGCUGCCGCGAGCUGCAUUUCACCCGCUACGUGACAGACGGGCCGUGCCGCAGCGCCAAGCCGGUCACCGAGCUGGUGUGCUCUGGCCAGUGCGGCCCUGCGCGCCUGCUGCCCAACGCCAUCGGCCGUGGCAAGUGGUGGCGUCCGAGCGGGCCCGACUUCCGCUGCAUCCCAGACCGCUAUCGCGCGCAGCGCGUGCAGCUGUUAUGUCCCGGCGGCGCGGCGCCCCGCGCGCGCAAGGUGCGCCUCGUGUCCUCGUGCAAGUGCAAACGUCUCACCCGCUUCCACAACCAAUCCGAGCUCAAGGACUUCGGGCCCGAGGCUGCGCGGCCGCAGAAAGGCCGAAAGCAGAGGCCCGGCGCCCGGGGCGCCAAAGCCAACCAAGCGGAGCUGGAGAACGCCUAUUAGAGCCCAUGGCGCCUCCCCAGCGGGCAUCGGGACCCCGGGGCCCCCAAGUUUCUGUCCCCUGCGCGUGGUUUGAUUGUUUGUAUUUCGUUUUAAAUGCCUGCAACCCAGAGUAGGGGGCUGAAACCUUCCAAGCCCUGGGGAAUCCCAGGAACCAGGAAAGCCUUCCUCGUCCCACCAGCUAAGGAGGGGUCCGGUAGGGCAGGGGAGGGAGUUGAGAGUCACAGACACUGAGCCACUCAGCCCCGCCCGCCGGGGCCGCUACCUUUGCUGGUCCCACUUCAGAGAAGGCAGAAAGGGAGCAUUUUCACGGCCUUGCGCUAUUAUGGGAGCAGUGGGAAGUGUGAAAGUCGGGGACUGGUUAAGAAAGUUCCAUGAUUCCUUCUCCAUCUACUCAUGGUCAAGCCUCUGUCGUGCCAAGAACACAGGAGGCGUCCUUAGAUACGGUUUCUAGUCCUGGCUCUGCCACUAACUUGCCAUGACUUUGGACUGCAGGAUUGUCUUUCGGGACCUUUAGUUCCUUUUCAGAAAAUGGGAGUGGGGCGGAGUCUCCAGGAUUCUACUGUCAUGAUUCCGAGGAUGCAGUGCCUUUUGAAUGGGC